Rattus norvegicus (Norway rat) is the source of this 939-nucleotide messenger RNA. It is a transcript of the gene Or5aq6, whose product is annotated as olfactory receptor family 5 subfamily AQ member 6. Lineage: Eukaryota; Metazoa; Chordata; Mammalia; Rodentia; Muridae. Gene Ontology annotation, biological process: G protein-coupled receptor signaling pathway; signal transduction; detection of chemical stimulus involved in sensory perception of smell. Gene Ontology annotation, molecular function: G protein-coupled receptor activity; olfactory receptor activity. The record is from RefSeq and is marked reviewed. Bases 1 to 939 code for a protein of 312 amino acids. Gene Ontology annotation, cellular component: plasma membrane; membrane. The transcript has a single exon.
AUGGAUGCAGGAAAUCAUACAGAUGUGAAGGAAUUCAUACUCCUUGGCUUAACAGAAAAUCCCAAUUGGCAGGUUCCUCUGUUUUUGCUUUUCAGCAUAAUUUAUUUAAUCAUUUUAUUGGGAAACUGUGGAAUGAUCUUCUUGAUCUGGUUGAACACCCACCUUCAUACCCCAAUGUACUUCUUUCUUAGUAACCUCUCCUUCUGUGACAUCUGCUACUCUACUGUUAUUGCUCCUAAAAUGCUUAUCAAUAUCUUAUCAGAACACAAAUCUAGUAAACUCUUUUCCUGUGUUCUGCAGAGUUUCUUUUUUAUGGUUUAUGCAACCACAGAAGUCAUUCUACUGUCUAUGAUGGCUUAUGAUCGUUAUGUAGCAAUCGCAAACCCCUUAAUGUAUACAGUUAUUAUGACAUUCAGCAUCUGCAUUAAUAUGGUCCUUGCAUGUUACUUAUGUGGCCUCAUUAAUUCCCUGACUCACACAAUAAGUCUACUGAGACUGUACUUCUGUGGUCCCAACAUUGUGAAUCAUUUCUUCUGUGACAUUCCUCCUCUUUUGAAGCUUUCAUGCUCUGAUGCACACAUUAAUGAGAUGCUACUUUUGGUCUUCUCUGGAGUGAUUGCUAUUUUCACUUUCAUCAUUGUCAUGGUGUCCUAUAUUCACAUUAUCAUUGCCAUCCUGAGAAUCCGUUCAACUGAGGGGAGGCUCAAAGCUUUCUCCACUUGUGCCUCACACUUGACAGCUGUGACAUUAUUUUAUGGUUCUGGGUCAUUUAGCUAUAUCCAGCCAAGCUCUCAGUACUCCAUGGAACAGGAAAAAGUCUCUGCUGUGUUUUACACCUUGGUCAUCCCCAUGUUGAAUCCUCUGAUUUACAGCUUGAGGAACAAGGAUGUGAAGGAAGCAGCAAUAAGGUUGACUUGUGGAUGGAGAAACACUUCUUGA